Delphinapterus leucas (beluga whale) is the source of this 1452-nucleotide messenger RNA. Lineage: Eukaryota; Metazoa; Chordata; Mammalia; Artiodactyla; Monodontidae. The record is from RefSeq and is a predicted model, not a curated record.
CGGCCCCAGGGCCGCCCCACCAGCGGCCGGACCCCCGACCGGGCGGGGGCACCUACGGUUUCCUCCCGGGCUGGGGCACUGGGGCGGGCGGGCUCAGAAAGGCUCUAAACGCCCCGCCCUUGUCCCGGCUCCCCGCAAGGGUCUUGUCCCCUCGGGAGUGGGUCUCCCAAGGCCCGGAGAGGUGAGAGGUGACAGUCGGGCCUCCCAGCCGGGGCCCAGGGACCAGCGUUUGAAAACAGGGCCGUGGGCUCCAGCUGGCUUGGUGGCAAGAGGAGGAGUCCCCUGCAGAUGCUCUACGACCUGGACCAGGGCCCGCGCUCCGCGCUGGCCGAGGUGCACCGGCAGCGGCGCGACCUGCUGCGCCGCGCCUGCAGCCACCACACGCGCCGGCAGCGCCUGCUGCGGCCGGAGGACCUGCGGCACGUGCUGGUGGACGACGCGCACGGCCUGCUCUACUGCUACGUGCCCAAGGUGGCCUGCACCAACUGGAAGCGCGUGCUGCUGGCGCUGAGCGGCCGCGGCCCAGGAGACCCGCGCGCCAUCCCCGCGCACGAGGCGCACGCGCCCGGCCGCCUGCCCUCGCUGGCCGACUUCAGUCCGGCCGAGGUCAACCGGCGCCUGCGCGCCUACCUGGCCUUCCUGUUUGUGCGCGAGCCCUUCGAGCGCCUGGCCUCGGCCUACCGCAACAAGCUGCAGCGGCCCUGGAGCGCCGCCUUCCAGCGCCGCUUCGGCACCGGCAUCGUGCGCCGUCUGCGGCCGCGCCCGGACCCCGACGCGCUGGUCCGCGGCCACGACGUGCGCUUCGCCGAGUUCCUGGCCUACCUGCUGGACCCGCGCACGCGCCGCGACGGGCCCUUCAACGAGCACUGGGAGCGCGCCCACGCGCUCUGCCACCCGUGCCGCCUGCGCUACGACGUCGUGGGCAAGUUCGAGACGCUGGCGGAGGACGCGGCCUUUGUGCUGAGCCUGGUGGGCGCGCCCGGCCUGCGCUUCCCCGAGCCGCCGUCCUGGGCCCAGGCCGCCGCGCGCGACCGUGCCGCGCGCCUCUUCCGCGACAUCAGCCCUUUCUACCAGCAGCGCCUCUACGGCCUCUACAGGAUGGACUUCCUGCUCUUCAACUACUCCCAUCCCUCCUACCAGCGGCUGCGCUAGCCCUGCGGGCGGGGGGAUGGGGCGCGGAGACUGCGCAGGCUGCGGAGCCCUGACUCCGCCCGGAGAGCCGCCGCCCCCGCGCUCUCUCACCCUCGGCCCGCCCACCCCGCCCAGCCGCAUCCCCUAUGCAGCCCUGGUGCAGCCCACCUCCCCGCGGGGGCUGGCUGGACCCCUGGGUGCCUGCCGCCUGCUUCCUCGAAGCGCCCCAGCCGGCGGGUGCUUCCCCAGGACCCCUGAGUGGCUGAGGAUGGGAUAAUAGGUUUUUAGGUUGCGACCGCCUGUUUUUUUUUUUUUUUUUUU